UGCAGAAACUGUGAAUCAGCAACGCCAAUUUGGGCGGCUGGUUGGCAAGGAGUGGCCACUAUGCCGGGAGCCCCUGUCCUCUGUGACCCCUUCCUUUGGCAUCAAUGCUGUCAGAUGGGACCUGCUGAUCGUUCUGUGGCGCGUCGCGGAUACGGCGACUUACGUUGGCUUUGAUUGAUCUGUGGCACUCGGAAAGAACUGGUGGCGCUUCACCUUUCCCUUUGAGGGCGAGCAAUUGUGCUUGUAUUCAACGCCUGGGAGAAGAAUGGCGGAAUCGAAGGGCCUCGUCUUCAAGCAGACUCCAAAGAUCCGCGACCUGCUCUCAGACGCCAUCGUCCUCUCCUCCCUACCCUCUGACAUUGGCGCUCAGCUUGUUCCGCUCCUGGAUGACGAUUCCGCCCUAGUGCCCUACCCUUUGCUGCGCACACUUUGCCAGAGUCUUCGGGAAGAGGAGAAGGAUAGGGCUGGGCCGUAUCUGCAUCAGGUGCUUCAGGGGGCCAGUCCUCACCUAGUCAGCCCACCACCCCGCCAACGGAGCAAGGCCUUGGAGGCUCGCUUAGCGAAGCUGCGCACCGAGGCGGAAGAACGCGAGUAUGCGGAGCUGGUCCGGGAUGUGACUAAAAAGCAGAGGGAGGAGGCGGAACGGGUGCCGUUUGCAACAUACAAGGAGCAGCUGGGUCUGGGUCUCCACGUCAUAUUUACCAUGGGCACGGGCUAUGCCUGCGGAUACUACUUCCUGCGAGCACUCUUCCCUCACGACUACACGCUGCACCAGCUGGGCGGCGUGCGCGUGAUUGUCUCGGCGCCUGCGCACUGCCGGGCUCAUGCGCCGCGAGUGAAGGUCGAACCGUGGCUCAACCGAGUGAAACAUCUGAAGCGAUUCGUGCGGCAUGGAGCACCGUACCCCCACCAAGCCGACUGGUGGUCAAACAGGUAA
This is a messenger RNA of Klebsormidium nitens, 937 nucleotides long. The record is from the annotation of a GenBank genome assembly. Lineage: Eukaryota; Viridiplantae; Streptophyta; Klebsormidiophyceae; Klebsormidiales; Klebsormidiaceae.